ACAAUAUUCUUAGAAAAUAUUCUUACAGAUCAUCUCUUACAGUACAUGUUAUUUCUAGCAACCUAAUUAAUUUGCACGACGAAUUUGUACAUCUUGGCAAGCGCGUUUUGAAGCCCAAAUGGAGAAUUUUACUAAGUUCAAAGAUUGAUCCUCUUAAUCUUUCAACGAUAAUUUGUCAUUGAAAAAUGUUUCUCAAGACUCGCCCUAGGUUUCUAACAAUUUUUCAGCUUCCUAAUAACGAGUUGACUCGUUAUUCCCCGAUUAAGAGGUUUAUUAAUGUGUUUGGAAUUAAAAAUAAAAAUUAUAAUAUAAUCUAGUCUAUUUAUAGAUACUGAAACAUUAUCGCGAUCAUAAUGGAGUUAAUUAUGACUACUACUACCGUCCUUGUUGCACAGUAGUGCACUUCAUAUCUCUAUGUGGACUAUAUCUAUCUUUGUCGCGUAGUAUUCCUUGUCUACGAUUAAGUGAGAUACCACUAUCUAUUGCAUCUUUGAUCUAAUUGGUGCGGCGACGCAAGAACGAAAAACCGUGGAACAUCAAGUCUAGUCUUUAUAUUGCCCGUGUCGGAGCAUAAAGUUAUAAUUAUGGCGUAUACAUGAAUAUACUGGAGAUCUCAUACGGCUUCGUUUUAAAAUAAAAAUGAACGGCAGAGUCUUAUUGAUUCCUCGAAAAAAAUUCCCUUGAAUGAUCGCGAAUUACUCGAUCGAAAUUAUAUAAGUUUGGAUGUACAUCAAACAUCGUUUAUUGUUGUCAAACACUUGUUUAGUUCUCUCUUAUUAUACACAUUUAACUAAUUUUCUGAGAAAUCAAAACUCGGAGCAUGGCCGAUCCGACGAUACAAACAUUUUGUUGUCAUCAUUCCAACAGUACGGAUAUGGCAAUUGUGAUAAUGCAAGAGUUCAAUACAGACGUGUACAACACUGUUUGUAUGCUUUCCUCUUCCAUUGGCAUCCUAGGUGCAGUGUACCAGAUACUUCCAAGGGAGACGUCUGAUCUUCCCCAUAGAUGGCAAAGUUUUUCUAUGUCCAGAGGAAGAGAGAUCAUCAUAUGGCUUGCCAUUGCAGAUCUCUUGGCAUCAUUGGGUGUAUUUAUCAGAUCGGCGCUAUGGGUGAACUUUAAAUCCAUAAUGCCAAUGGAAGAUGACACUUCAAGCGUUGUUUUUUGUGCACUUUCAUCGGCUUGGACACAAUAUUUUUAUAUGGCAACGUGGAUCUGGACUCUUUGCUACGCCAUAGACAUGAAACUGUUACUAGGAGACAGAUCUGGACAUCCCACUUGUUAUCAUGCUUUCGCAUGGAUAUGUCCAGCAAUUUUAACAACAUUUGGUUUGACAAUUUUAUACAUACCAGAUGCGAAUUGCCAUAAUUUAACAUCAUUGUCCACCGCCAUAUUGCGUAUUCUGCCAAACUAUUGUGCUACCUACGUGCUACUAGCAGUGGUUAUGAUAAUCAAUCCUCUGUUAUAUUUCGCGUCGACGCGAGAUCUUGAAACUGCUAUCACUUGCAGUUUGGCACAAAUAACAGGGAGGGAGAGAAAAUUGGUGCAAGCGAUAAAGCUUAAAUUUGCGUUGACUAACUUUGUAUACUAUGUGUGCUGGUUACCGAAUUUAAUUAACGGAAUUUUGUUAUGGACUUUAUGGUUCCAACUGCCAGUCAAAGCCAUCAUUAUUCUUUGGUACAUAAUGGCUGUGACGAAUCCUCUUCAAGCUUUCUUCAAUGCUCUUGUCUAUAAAAGAUGGGGUAAGAGGGAAAAGUUUCGAUUGGAAUGCUGUCAGAACUUCAAUUUGAGUCAGAUUACAAAAGGGGAUACCAGUAUGCGAUUGUCAGAAUCAUCACCUUUAUUAGACCCGAAAUUCGGGUGUCCUCCACAUACAAGUAUUAACGGGUCCUCAUCGUUUUGAGAACUGUGAUACGAAAAAUCCCUUUCUAAACCGUAGAGAUAAAAAAAGUCUACUGCC
This is a messenger RNA of Frieseomelitta varia, 1957 nucleotides long. Its product is annotated as G-protein coupled receptor 143-like. The transcript is spliced from 6 exons. The coding region runs from base 821 to 1900 and encodes 359 amino acids. Lineage: Eukaryota; Metazoa; Arthropoda; Insecta; Hymenoptera; Apidae. Gene Ontology annotation, molecular function: L-DOPA binding; dopamine binding; L-DOPA receptor activity. Gene Ontology annotation, cellular component: melanosome membrane; plasma membrane. Gene Ontology annotation, biological process: melanosome organization; G protein-coupled receptor signaling pathway; regulation of calcium-mediated signaling. The record is from RefSeq and is a predicted model, not a curated record.